This is a messenger RNA of Haemorhous mexicanus (house finch), 1392 nucleotides long. RefSeq names its product NOP2/Sun RNA methyltransferase 4 (gene NSUN4). NCBI's taxonomy places the organism in Eukaryota, Metazoa, Chordata, Aves, Passeriformes, Fringillidae. Gene Ontology annotation, cellular component: mitochondrial large ribosomal subunit. Gene Ontology annotation, molecular function: methyltransferase activity. Gene Ontology annotation, biological process: rRNA methylation. The record is from RefSeq and is a predicted model, not a curated record. The transcript has 6 exons. Bases 1 to 1239 code for a protein of 412 amino acids.
AUGGCGGCGCUGGGCGGGCGCGGGCGGGCGGCGGCCGCGCUGCUGGGGCGGGCACCGGCACCGGCACCGGGAGCGGCGCCGCGCCGGCACCGGCACAAGGAGAAAUGGGCUGCCACGGCCCCACGCAUCCCGGCCACGCGGCUGGCGCUGCACCACUUCGACACGAGCUACAGCCUGCACCUGGGGGCCCUGUGGCCCUCGGUCCGUGCUGGCCUGCUCUGUGAGCAGAAGUACGGGGCCCUCCUCAACAACUUCGCUGCUGCUGACCACGUUCUUGAAGAGCUGGAGCUUCUCGACGCCACCGAUUUCAUUUCUGAGGCUUCCCAGAAGAUGCAGCAAUGGCAGCGGGUUGCAGCUGUGGGGGAAGCGGCCUCAGGGUGCCAGGAGGGCUCUGGUGAGGGCAGGACUGGGAUGCAGGCAGAAAUGGUGACACAGGCAGAGAUGUCCCCACCACUUUGCGCCUCCAUCAGCUCCAAAAUCAAGUGUUACACCUUCCCCAGGGGUGACAUCACGCGCUUUCGCCCUGCACGGCCAGAUGGUCUGGGGCUCCUCGACUAUUACCUCAUGGAUGCAGCAUCUCUCCUGCCUGUGCUGGCACUCAACGUGCAGCCAGAUGACUUUGUCCUCGACCUCUGUGCGGCUCCGGGUGGGAAGACUCUGGCUCUGCUGCAGACUGGGUUUUGUGGGCAUCUGGCAGCCAAUGACGUCUCCGUUUCCCGGACAAAGAGGCUGUACCAGAUUCUCCAUAGCUAUGUCCCCAGAGAAGUCAGGGACACUGUGAGUGUCACGUCCUACGACGGAAGGGACUGGGACCAGGUGAAAGGAGGCACUUUCCAUAAGGUGCUGGUGGAUGUGCCCUGCACGACAGACAGACACUCUGCCAUGGAGGAGGACAACAACAUCUUCCACAAGAGGCGAACCAAAGAGCGUCAGAUGUUGCCCAUGCUGCAGCUGCAGCUGCUGAUGGCUGGGAUCCUGGCGGCCAGGCCGGGAGGAGCUGUGGUGUAUUCCACAUGCUCGCUGUCCCCGCUGCAGAACGAGUGCGUGGUGGAGAGGGCUCUGGACCUGGCACGAGCCCAGUUCAACAUCUGCCUCCACCCAGAGGACUUGAGCCACUUCAGAACGCUCUUCCAGGACACGUUUUCCUUCUUCUUGGACUGCCAGCUUGGGGAGCUUGUCCUGCCUCACCUCACAGCCAACUUUGGGCCCAUGUAUUUCUGCAAAUUACGUCGGGUGUAGAAGGGGCAGCAGAAUGUGUCUGUCUGCUGUCAGGAAAUAACACAAUAUUUAAGGGAAAGCAGAGCUGCUUUAUAUUUAUUUUUCUUUCUAAAAUGUCCCAAAGGAAGCCUGCUUUUUUACUGCAGACAUGGGGAAUAAAUGAGAAAGACCUGC